Molecule: messenger RNA, 2568 nt
Organism: Ricinus communis (castor bean)
Lineage: Eukaryota; Viridiplantae; Streptophyta; Magnoliopsida; Malpighiales; Euphorbiaceae
Product: putative pentatricopeptide repeat-containing protein At3g47840
Exons: 1
Coding region: 224-2350 (708 amino acids)
Biological process (GO): RNA modification
Molecular function (GO): protein binding; RNA binding
Source: RefSeq, a predicted model, not a curated record
UCAAUUUUUUGUAGAGUAAAAUAUCUUAAUUUUAAGUCUCAUGUGAAGCCUCUUCUUUUAAUUCACAAAAAGUAAAGACAUCUUCCCUAGCCCGUUAAGAUUGAAAAGUGGAAAUAGCCAUUCAGACUACAAGGUGCUGCAUCAUCAUUUUCUAUCAAUCAAUUUAAAGGAAUGUCUUAAUGCGACUUUAUAUGGCAUUGGCAGCUUCCCCGAUAGAAGAAACAUGGCUGUGGCAGUCAGGCCUUACAUCAGAAGAUUAUGUGCAGCCUCAAGCUCUACUUGUACUGACUACAGAGACCUCUCUGUCGCAUAUUCUGUACCCAACAACUUAUCCCACAAAACGCAGCCCUCCAAUCUCAUAAACAUGCUCGAAAUUAACUCCAAGUUGAAGGCGCUAGUUAAAACCGGUUGCUUACAAGACGCUCGCCAAAUGUUUGAUGAAAUGCCUCAUAGAGACGAGAUUUCAUGGACCACAAUCAUAUCUGGUUAUGUCAAUGCCAUUGACACCACCGAGGCCUUAACAUUGUUUUCGAAAAUGUGGGUUGUGCCUGGGCUUCGCAUGGACCCCUUUAUACUCAGCCUCGCACUCAAAAUUUGUGGACUGAGUUUGAAUGAGAGUUAUGGUGAAUCGUUGCAUGGCUAUUCUGUAAAAACUGAUUUUGUUGACUCGGUUUUUGUAGGAAGUGCCCUUGUGGACAUGUACAUGAAAUUUGAUAAAAUUCAACAAGGUUGCCAAAUCUUCCAUGCGAUGCCUAUAAGAAAUGUAGUGUCGUGGACUGCUAUUAUAACCGGGUUUGUUCAUGCUGGUUAUAGCAAGGAAGGGUUGGUAUACUUCUCUCAAAUGUGGAGAUCGAAGGUGGUGUGUGAUUCAUAUACAUUUGCUAUUGCAUUAAAGGCAUGUGCUAAUUUGGGAGCUCUGGAUCAUGGGAGACAGAUUCAUUGUCAGGCAUUGAAGAGAAGCCUUGAAGCUAGCUCGUUUGUCGCUAACACUCUUGCUACCAUGUACAAUAAAUGUGGGAAGUUAGACUACGGUUCACGUUUGUUCGAAAAGAUGACCAUAAGGAAUGUGGUUUCAUGGACAAUGAUUAUAACAACAUAUACUCAGUCGGGUCAAGAGGAAAAUGCUCUUAGAGCAUUUAUAAGAAUGCAAGAAAUAGGUGUGAGUCCAAACGAUUUCACUUUUGCAGCAGUCAUUUCUGGUUGUGCCAAUCUUGGUAAAACUGAAUGGGGUGAACAAUUACAUGGCCAUAUGCUAUGUUUGGGUCUCAUGACCUUUUUGUCAGUGGCCAAUUCCGUCAUUACUCUGUAUUCAAAAUGUGGACAACUAAAGUCAGCUUCAAUGGUGUUCAAAGAAUUGACUAGAAGAGAUGUUGUUUCAUGGAGCACAAUAAUCGCAGGAUAUUCUCAAGGAGGAUGUGCGGAAGAAGCAUUUGAAUAUCUAUCAAGGAUGAGAAGGGAAGGACCAAAACCAAAUGAGUUUACUCUUGCUAGUGUACUGAGUGUAUGUGGCAACAUGGCAAUUCUUGAGCAAGGGAAGCAACUACAUGCCCAUGCCUUGCAUGUUGGGUUAGAACAAACUGCUAUGAUUCAAAGUGCAUUAAUCAAUAUGUAUUCAAAAUGUGGGAGCAUAAAGGAAGCUUCAAAAAUCUUUGGUGAGGCUGAAAAUAAUGAUAUCGUGUCAUGGACAGCCAUGAUUAAUGGAUAUGCUGAACAUGGAUGUAGACAGGAAGCUAUUGAUUUGUUUGAGAAGAUUCCCCGUAUUGGUUUGAAACCAGACCCUGUGACUUUUAUUGGUGUGCUCACUGCUUGUAGCCAUGCUGGACUAGUUGAUCUUGGUUUCCACUACUUCAAUUCCAUGAGUAAGGUAUACAAGAUAUAUCCUUCAAAAGAGCACUACGGCUGCAUGAUUGAUCUCCUUUGCCGAGCAGGACGACUGAAUGAUGCAGAGAGUAUGAUCAAAAGCAUGCCAUUUCAACAGGAUGAUGUUGUCUGGUCAACUCUGCUUAGAGCGUGCAGGGUUCACGGUGAUAUUGAUUGCGGAAGACGUACUGCAGAGGAGAUACUUAAAGUAGAUCCAAAUUGUGCUGCGACUCACAUUGCCCUAGCCAACAUGUAUGCUGCCAAAGGAAGGUGGAAGGAGGCAGCAAACACGAGGAAGAUGAUGAGAAUAAAAGGGAUAAUGAAGGAGCCAGGGUGGUCUUGGAUUAAGAUUAAGGAUAGAGUUUCUGCAUUUGUGUCUCGCGAUCAAUCUCAUCCCCUGGGUGAGCAUAUAUAUACCAUGCUUGAUUUACUAGCUUCUGAGGCGACAAUUGAAGAAAACAAUUUAACUUUUGCUGAGUUUUUAUUAUAAUAGUCUGCUCUACAAUCAUUAUAUUCUGUAAAGAUAGUUUAUAAUGAUAGAAGGGCGGCCUAACCACAUGGUUAUUUUUGAAAUGAUAAUGCCAUAGAUACAGCAGAUUAUUUACACGUAUCAUUCUUUUGGUCGGCACCAUUGCCACUUCUUUAAAUGUUAAGGCUACGCAAAACCUAUUCUUUUUAUAUGAUAUGAUGAUCACUUUGUCCGUCAAA